AUGAUUUUUUCAACUGAACCAGAAGGCUUGAUAAUUGACAAUUUUAUUGCGAUAGACGUAUUUGGUACUAAUCCAGAUGUCAAAUAUUGUUUCCUUUCCAGUGCUCAUUCUCGUCAAUGUCGGAAAUUAGUUAGUGAAUGGCAAUGCAAUCGAAUAUGUUGUUCACCGAUAACAGCCAAACUAUUAUCUGUGAUAAGUACUGGAAGAAAAUAUAAAAUUUCGGAUAAAUGGAUUCGACCAUUAGAUUUGAAUGUAUGGCAUAAAAUGGAAAGAUUUCGGGUGAUGCUUGUAGAUGCAAAUCAUGCACCUGGCUCUGUUAUGCUAAUCAUUGAACGUGAACAUCACAGUACUCUACGUCGGAUCUUGUACACAGGAUUUUUUCGAGCCGAUGCAAAAUUUUAUCGGAAUGUAAUAGGUUUAUCAGCAUUGCAAGAGAAAAAAUUUGAUCUCAUUUGCAUUGAUUCGUCUUACGUUGAUUUCACGGAUGGGGAAUUUCCAAGCAGACAAUCAUCAGCAAAAAAAGCAGCAGAGCUUCUUCGAAAACUGAAAUAUAACGGAGUUAGUGGUGUAGCUAUUCCAGUGCCAUUAAUUGGUUGUGAAAGUCUUUUGGUCAAUAUUUCUCGACAACUUGAGUGUAAGAUUUGGUUGCAUCCAGAACGCUUCGAAAUUGCUGGUAUUCUCGGAAUAAAAGAUUAUUUUUCGGAAACGAAAGGCGACACUUACAUUUGGACUUGCUCACAAGGAGAAAGUAAAGAAGUUCUUCCCACAACUGAUUCUCAUGUUAUCAAAGUUUCUAUGGAAUCUAACUUUAUGCCAAAUAUGUCAUUAAACAGUGAGCGGGAGCAUUUGAUUAGAUAUUCGGAUCACUGCAGUUCAAUGGAACUACGUUCAUUCCUUUCACUGUUAUCGUUCGCUCGUAUAAUUGGCACUCCAAAGAAAUUAUCACAUUUUAUGGAGAAAAAAUUACAGAAAUUAAGUUUAACCAAGAUAAAAACAAUGAAUUACUGCGAAGAAGAAUAUGGCAAUCCAGAACAGUUAUUUUUUGAUCCAUUUAGUUUUUCUUGCAGGGUUGGAUUAGCUUUUGAUUACUCAUUUAAUAAUUUUUGUGAUCGACUAUCAACAGUUGAAAAUAUACAAAGUGAUGAAAUUAUGGAAAAGAUGUUACUAGAAGAAAGUCAUGAUAACAGUUUCAUCAGCGAACAGCAUUUAGAAAUGAACAUUUCUGACACGCUGUUUGAUCUGCUAGAUGAUAACUGGAAUUCAAAUGCAAAUUCGUGGGCUUAUUCAUUUCGAAAGUUCUUCAAUAUUUUCACUCAUAAUAUUCUGAAUAAAAAUAAAAAUGAAAAUAAUUUUGAUGGGAUAGAUGAUAAUGAUGGACUAAAUGAAAUGAUAUUCGAUAUGAAAUAUACAGAAGGGAAUGAUGACUCACAGAGAAUUGAACAUUCUUUACAAGUUACUUGUGAAAGCAUUGAUAGCAAUAUAUUUGAUAUAAAAAUGGCUAUGAAAAUAUUGGAAAAGCAAUACGAUAUAUCAGUCAUUGGAACAUUUUAUGAAAAAAAUGUUGAAAUUAUAAGCCAUUCAUAUGAUGUCGAAGAGAACAUUUGCUAUGAUUGUUCAAAUGCACCAUUGCUUCCAGAUGUUAUAUAUGAAUUGCUGGAUUAA
Brugia malayi is the source of this 1662-nucleotide messenger RNA. RefSeq lists its product as uncharacterized. The transcript is spliced from 8 exons. The record is from RefSeq and is a predicted model, not a curated record. Bases 1 to 1662 code for a protein of 553 amino acids. NCBI's taxonomy places the organism in Eukaryota, Metazoa, Nematoda, Chromadorea, Rhabditida, Onchocercidae. Gene Ontology annotation, molecular function: 5'-3' DNA exonuclease activity; damaged DNA binding. Gene Ontology annotation, biological process: protection from non-homologous end joining at telomere; double-strand break repair via nonhomologous end joining; interstrand cross-link repair.